This is a messenger RNA of Tilletiaria anomala UBC 951, 1731 nucleotides long. Its product is annotated as subtilisin-like protein. The transcript has 2 exons. Gene Ontology annotation, molecular function: serine-type endopeptidase activity; tripeptidyl-peptidase activity. NCBI's taxonomy places the organism in Eukaryota, Fungi, Basidiomycota, Exobasidiomycetes, Georgefischeriales, Tilletiariaceae. The record is from RefSeq and is a predicted model, not a curated record. Gene Ontology annotation, biological process: proteolysis. Bases 1 to 1731 code for a protein of 576 amino acids.
AUGAUCUCCAAGGCGCUCAUCUGCCUGGCGCUCGCGUCGUCGACGCUAGGAGCCGUCAUCAAUGCACCUGCCCAUAUCCCAGACGCCUUCAAGGCCGCAGGCACUGCUCCGGACAGCCAACCGGUCACAAUCACCCUGCACCUCAAAGAGGCCGACAUGCCCGGCUUGACGACGCGCAUGCAACAGAUCGCCUCCUCUGGCGGUGCCUGGCUCACCCCGGAUCAGCUGGCCCAGUACGUCACGCCGACGCCGACGACGACGAGCGCCGUCAAGAGCUUCCUCACUAGCGCCAAGGUCCCAGAGAGCGCUGUUUCAUUCAACAGCUACGGCGACAUUGCCACCGUCACGACCACCGCCGGCACACUCAAAACGCUCUUCCCUAGCACUGACUUUACGCUGUACAACUACCUCUCCAACACCAUCGUCCGAACAACAUCGCUCACCAUCCCUGACUCCAUCUUCGGCGCUAUCAGCCACGUUGGCGGCCUGCUCGAGUUCCCCCAGAUCAUGCAUUUUGCCCCGGCCUCGCUCGAGCGCGUCAAGGCAGACCUUCUCGACAAGCGCGCCGACAUAACCGACUGCGACAGCUCGCACGUCACGCCCUCCUGCCUGCGCCAUUACUACGGCACAUACAACUACAAGCCCGACUCAUCCAAGCUGGGCAAUCCGGACAUCACCGUCAUGGGCUACAUUGGUCAGUAUGUCUCGCAGGCGGAUCUCGCCGCCUUCCUGGCCAAGUACCGCCCGGAUGCGGCCAACUACAACAUUCCCAUCGUCCUCGCCGCCGGCGGCAUCAACGACCCGACCAACCCAGGCGUCGAGGCGAUGCUCGACGUUGAGACGGUCGUUGCGGCGACCUACCCACUGAAAUCGAACUUCAUAUCCUUCGGCACGCCCAACGACGCCGAUGAUAUUUUUGCGCAGACAUUCGACUACCUCCGCGUCUCGGACCACCGCCCGUCCGUCGUCACCAUCUCGUACGGCGCCGACGAGAAGGGCUUCAGCCAGCCGCAGGCAGAGGCCAUGUGUAACUCGGCCCAAAAGCUAAGCGCCCUCGGCACCACUAUCGUCAUCAGCUCGGGCGACAGGGGCAUUGAUGGCUCCGGCAUCACCAACAACGAUGUCUGCCUCGCAACCGCCCUCUCCCCCUUUAUCCCAACCUACCCUGGCGGCUGCCCCUACGUCUCGUCCAUCGGCGCGACGCAGGGAUUUCCAGAGGUGAUGGUCAGCGCGACGAUCCCCGACGUGGAUGGCUUCUUCAGCGGUGCCGGACGCUCGAACAUGUUCCCUAUCCCGUCGUUCCAGUCCAAGCAGGUCGCCACAUCGGACUCAUUGCUCAAACCGCUGCAGACGCCCCCCGGGUCGUAUAACAAGACGGGGCGCUCGUUCCCAGACUACGUUGCCGCAGGCCUCAACUACGCGGUCAUCGUCAAAGGCCAGGAGGAGCUUGUCGGCGGGACGAGCGCGAGCGCGCCGACGACCGCAUCGGUCUUUGCGCUGCUCAACAAUGCUCUUCUCAGCGCGGGAAAGUCAACGCUUGGCUGGAGCCAGCCGCGGCUGUACCCGCUUGCGAGUAGCGCGUUCAACGACAUCCAGAGCGGCGGCUCCUAUGGCUGCGCCCUCUCUAGCAGCGUCACGCCUAUCGGCUUCCCCGCCCACUUGGGAUUCGACGGCGCCAGCGGCAUCGGCUCGCCUCGGUUCGAGAGCAUCCGCUCCGCCCUCGGCGCAUGA